CAGCGCGGGAGAGGCCUUCUUUCCUUCAUUUCUACUGUUGUUCUUGCUUUCUUAUUUCUCUGUAUUCCUACAUAGACACUCCUCUGCUAUUCGUGCUAAGCUCUCGCUUCAAAUAAUGUCUAGCGAUGCCUAUAUGUCUUCAGAUGACGACCGACCACUUGGCUCACUCCAAAACGGUGGUAAGGCCAGCCAAGCUAGAGUCGGCGUAAAUGGACACGUUAAAGAGGAAGCUAGUGAUUCCUCUAUGAGCGAGGAGGAGGACAUGCCUUUGUCUCAAGUUACAGCUCCAAAAUCCGAACCUGUAACUCCAGCAAAGUCCUUGCGGCGCAAGCGAGCUCCUGCACUCGACUCGUCCAGUGAGGAUGAUGAUACCCCGCUUGCGUCCUCUCCUGUGAAGCAAUCUGCUUCUAUACCGAUGCCGGGGACAUCAAAAGCGUCCACGGUGAACGGACACAAAGCAGUCAAAGCUGAGAGCGAUGACAAACGUAGUUCUACCUCUACUAAGAAGAAACGUGCUCCUACGAAGAAAGGCCCCCCACAGAAAAAAUUGAAACGCGACCCUGACGCUUCCGAACCUCCCGUUUCUGAAGGCGAGGAGUCUACACCAGUCAAGAAAGAGAAGGCGUCGAAGAAACGAAAGUCCAAAACCAAGGAUGAGACUGAUGCAGAUGUGGAGGAUAGUGGAAAAUCUAAGCCCGCGAAAAAGAGAGCCACUACGAAGAAGGUCAAGGAUGAAGCGGACGGAUCGGCGACUCCCCAGCCCAAAAAAAAGGGGAAAGUCAAAGAUGAAGGGGAAGAUGAGGAGGAAGUUUACAGGUGGUGGGAAGCCCAGCAGAAUAGCGACGGUGAAGUAAAGUGGCAAACGCUAGAACACCAUGGUGUUAUCUUUCCCCCACCAUACGAACCCUUGCCCUCGAAUGUGAAAAUGAGGUACAAGGGUAAAGAAGUAGAUCUGCCACCAGAGUCCGAAGAAGUGGCCGGGUUUUACGCCGCUAUGUUGGAAACGGAGCACGCUCAGGAUGCCACGUUCAACAAAAACUUCUUCGAGGACUGGUUGAAAGUGCUUCAGGACUAUCCUCCUCACAAUAAGAUCAAGAUCGCGAAAUUUGAGGAUUGCGAUUUUCGGCCCAUGUUCGAGCACUUUGAAGUAGAGAAAGCUAAAAAGAAGGCUCUCAGUACCGCGGAGAAGAAAGAACUCAAGAAGCAGAAAGACACACUUGAAGAGAAAUAUGUCACCUGUCUGCUUGACGGUCGCAAGGAAAAGGUGGGCAACUUCAGGGUUGAACCUCCUGGCUUAUUCAGGGGUCGGGGCGAUCAUCCGAAGAAAGGCGCGUUGAAAUUCCGAGUGCGCCCGGACGAUAUCACCAUCAAUAUCGGUGAAGGCGUCCCUAUCCCAGUACCCAAUAUGCCUGGAAACUGGAAAGGCGUAGUGCACGACCAAACUGUCACCUGGUUGGCCAACUGGGUUGAGAAUGUCAACGGCAAUUACAAAUACGUAUUCCUAGCCGCAGGCAGCUCACUUAAAGGACAAAGCGACAUGCAAAAGUUCGAGAAAGCCCGUGAAUUGAAGAACCACGUGGACCGGAUUCGCAAAGACUAUACGGCCGAUCUGCGGAGCAAAGUCAUGGCAGAUAGGCAGCGUGCGACAGCAAUGUACUUCAUUGACAAGCUUGCUCUUCGAGCCGGGAAUGAAAAGGGUGAAGAUGAGGCCGACACCGUGGGCUGCUGCUCUCUGCGUUGCGAACAUGUCACGUUAGAAGCGCCGGAUUCCCUCAUCUUUGAUUUCCUGGGUAAGGACUCGAUCCGAUACUACAAUCGAGUAUCUGUGGAUCCCCAGGUUUUCAAGAAUAUCAAGCUAUUCAAGGACAACAAAGAGGAUAGUGAUAACCUCUUUGACCGAGUUAAUACAUCGCUCCUGAAUAAGCACCUGGCAUCGUAUAUGAAAGGACUGACCGCAAAGGUUUUUCGUACUUACAAUGCGUCCAUCACGUUUCAACAGCAGUUGGACGAAGGAACGCCAGCGAAUGCCACUAUCCAGGAGAAGCUGAAUGCAUAUAAUCAUGCAAAUCGUAUGGUGGCCAUCCUUUGUAACCAUCAGCGUAGCGCGCCGAAGACUCACGAACAAUCGAUGGGCAAGAUGCGUGAUAGGCUUCGUUCCUUGAAGUAUGAUCGUAUGAAGCUUCGUCAUGUCCUCUUCAACAUGGACCCCAAAUACAAGAAGCAGAAACAGUACGCCGAUGACGAGUCCGAUUUAGAUGACGAUUGGAUAGAGGAGCAUGAAGAGUCCCUUAAGACGAAGGAAAUCGAGAAGGCGGAGAAGAAGUUUGCCAAGGAUAACGAGAAGCUUGUUCAGGAAGGCAAUAAACCUCAGCCCGACUCAAUCUUGCAGGAGAAGAUUGAAGCCGUUGAAGCCGAAUACAAGAGGAUCGCCAAGGAACGUGGCACAGAGAAAGCCAAACUUAAGAGGGAACGUGCUCCCGAGAAGAUCGAGGAGGCUAUUCAGAAGCUGGACGAGAAGAUAAAGACCUUUAAGCUUCAGAUGGACGAUCGGGAGGCUGGCAAGGAGGUUGCUCUUGGUACAAGUAAAAUCAAUUAUUUGGACCCUCGGAUAACAGCUGCAUGGUGCAGCGCUCACAACGUACCGAUAGAAAAAAUCUUCUCGAAAACACUCCUGACUAAAUUUCCCUGGGCUAUGGAAGUCGACGACGUUUGGAAAUUCUAGUCCAUGCUUCAUCUGAUAGCUGGACCUUGGCAUACUUGAGCUUUACGAAGGGCUUUUAGACUGCUAUCAUUAUUCCCUAGAGGAUUAAUCUAGGCUUAGGCAAACUAACCCUGCCCCCUCCUUAUGGGAGGCUCAUUAUGCACAUACCUAAGUAAUAAUACAUCAUGAUAGAUUUAUGACAUUGACACGUACGGAACCAUUCAAUGGUGUUUGGUUCAGCGUGACGCAUUUCACGUGUUGCGCCAUUUCAACUUUAAUGCU
This is a messenger RNA of Suillus paluster, 2983 nucleotides long. RefSeq names its product DNA topoisomerase I. The transcript is spliced from 11 exons. The record is from RefSeq and is a predicted model, not a curated record. Gene Ontology annotation, cellular component: chromosome; nucleolus. Bases 116 to 2722 code for a protein of 868 amino acids. Gene Ontology annotation, biological process: chromosome segregation; DNA topological change; DNA replication. Gene Ontology annotation, molecular function: DNA binding; DNA topoisomerase type I (single strand cut, ATP-independent) activity. NCBI's taxonomy places the organism in Eukaryota, Fungi, Basidiomycota, Agaricomycetes, Boletales, Suillaceae.